AUGCCACGUUUAGAAGAUGCCGAGAUUAAAAAGUAUUGGCAAAUAUUCCAAGGGUUGAAACCAGUCGACAACAAACUAUCCGGUGAUAGUGUUGCUCCAGUUUUGAAAAAUUCACGAUUACCACAACAACAAUUAUCAGCAAUUUGGGACCUUAGUGAUAUAGACAAUGAUGGAAGUUUAGAUUUUGAGGAGUUUUGUAUAACUAUGAGAUUGAUUUUUGAUUUAGUGAAUGGAUCAAUUCCUGAAGUUCCUGAUCAAUUACCAUCUUGGUUGAUUCCAUCAUCAAAAGCGGCCUUGAUUCAAGCUAAUCAAGCAGUGAGUCAAGGUAGAAAUGUUGGGUUAGAUUAUGAGGAUGAUGAGGAUGGGUUAAGUGAUGAUUUCGAUUGGUAUAUAUCCCCCAGUGACAAAUCAACGUAUGAAACGAUAUAUCAAUCAAAAAAUGAUCAAUUUGGCAGAAUAAGAUUUGAUUCGUUGAAUUCGUUAUAUUCAACUUUAAAAAAUGUACCAUCGAGUGACAUAUCAUCUGCGUGGAACUUGGUUAAUCCUAAAUCGUUUGAAACUAUAGAUAAAGACCAAACAUUGGUGUUUUUGCAUAUAUUGAACCAAAGGGAGAAUGGCAAACGUGUGCCUCGUGGUGUGCCUGCUAGCUUAAGAGCAACAUUUUCAAAGGAGAUACCUAACUAUGAUUUGAGUGCACAGGCGAAACCACUUGAAACGACAAAGACACAAGCUUCGAAACGUUCAUUUGCGGAGAGUUAUUUGAAUAAACUAGGACAUGGAAGUAAUGGCAAUACUGAAAAGGGAACUGAUUUUUCGGCUACUGAAGGAACUGACUGGGAAGAAGUGAGGUUAAAGAGAGAGUUGGCUGAUUUGGAGAGAUUGCUUUCCGAUGUUCAAAAUAGAUCUAAAGCUGAUGAAAAGGAAUCUGAAGAGCAAAGAUUGAUAAAGUAUGAGUUCGAACAAUUGUUAAAGUACAAACAAGACCAGUAUAAUAGACAACAAUCAGGCAACAAGGAUGAAGAUUUACUGAAGGUGGAAAACGAUAUCAAAGACCUUGAAACACAAGCUGAGUCUUUACAAGAAUACUUAGAUUCACGAAAUCAAGAAUUGGCCAAAUUGAACCAAGAGAUAGCAGCACUACAACGUUAA
Molecule: messenger RNA, 1149 nt
Organism: Lodderomyces orthopsilosis Co 90-125
Lineage: Eukaryota; Fungi; Ascomycota; Pichiomycetes; Serinales; Debaryomycetaceae
Gene: END3
Product: End3p
Exons: 1
Coding region: 1-1149 (382 amino acids)
Biological process (GO): endosomal transport; endocytosis; actin filament organization
Cellular component (GO): plasma membrane; mating projection tip; nucleus
Molecular function (GO): protein binding; calcium ion binding
Source: RefSeq, a predicted model, not a curated record